AUGAAGGUCUCCGUUCUCUCUGCCCUCACCGUCGGCCUCGCUGCCGGUACCCUCGCUGCUCCCACCAAGGUUGAGCGCGACCUCCCCACUGUCACCGGUGUCCUCUCCGGCAUUGGCACCAAGGUCGACGCCCUGGGCUCCGCCAUCCAAGCCUACAGCGGUGGCGAUGUGGCCAGCGUUCAGCAAGCCUCCGACAACCUGGUGAGCGCAAUCAACAGCGGCAACAGCCAGGUUAGCGGCACCUCGGCCCUCAGCUCAACCGACGCCCUCGGCCUCCCCGGGCCCGUGGACACCCUGAAGAAGAAGAUUUCCACCGUUAUCAGCGAUCUCGACAAUAAGAAGACCUUGAUUGUGAAUGCAGGAAAAGGCGCCCAGACCUACAACGACUUGGCCGAGCAAAAAGCCGCGGCUGAGAAGUUGUCCGAUACAAUUGUCUCCAAGGUACCCGAGUCGUUGCAGAGCCUGGCUGGUACCGUUGCUGGUGGCAUCUCGGAUGCGAUUGAGGCUGGUGUGAAGAGCUGGUCGGAUCAGGCUUCCAAGGGCGACGCCCAGCGUCAGUCCAGCCCU
Messenger RNA from Aspergillus uvarum CBS 121591, 567 nucleotides. RefSeq names its product cell wall mannoprotein 1 family protein. The transcript has a single exon. The annotation marks the transcript as partial. The record is from RefSeq and is a predicted model, not a curated record. Lineage: Eukaryota; Fungi; Ascomycota; Eurotiomycetes; Eurotiales; Aspergillaceae. Gene Ontology annotation, cellular component: extracellular region.